GUUCAACGCUCAACGCAAACGCACACCUCCACUCGCUACACACAAAUGUCUAACAUGUCUUACGAGAUCGCGUAUUCGCUCGCAGACGACGGCCCGCAGCCAGUCUCGCGUACUUAUCAAUAUCGCAAAGUGAUGAAGCCGAUGCUUGAGCGCAAAAGGCGCGCUCGCAUCAACCGCUGCCUCGACGAACUCAAGGAGUUGAUGGUCAGCGCUCUUCAGUCUGAAGGAGAAAAUGUUGCAAAAUUGGAAAAAGCUGAUAUUUUGGAAUUGACCGUUCGCCAUCUUCACAAACUUCGCCGUCAGCGCCGCCUGUCGCUGAACCCCACUGUGGAUGCUGACCGUUUCCGUGCUGGAUUCACUCAUGCUGCCAACGAAGUGUCUCGCUGCUUGGCUUCAAUUCCUGGUGUGGAUGUGAGGCUGGGCACUCAGCUCAUGACCCACCUGGGACACCGACUGAACGACAUGCAGCGCGCUGCUGCCGCGGCUGACACUCCUCCGGCCAGCCCACCCAGCCCUGCUCUGUCCACCGCCAGCUCGACCUCUGGAUAUGUGAGCCCUUCACCGCCUGCCUCACCAGUGCACAUGCACACUGCCACCCCUCUGGACUGCACCACCAGCUCGUUCAGCAAGAGCCCUGCAGUGUGGCGACCCUGGUAAGCAGAGUGCCCGGAGCUGGCGGACCCGGCUCCGCGGUCACAUCUGUUCCAGCACCGUCGGAGCCGCACGCGCGCUAUGUGUCCGCUAACGUCCAGAAACUAGUGAAACGUGUCGAGGAUAUCAACAUAACUUUAGAUCUCACAAUCAGUUAGCAUAUAAGUUAAAAUCAUAGAUCGUAAGUCCAAACUUGAAAGCUUUAAUAAAAAUUAGGUUGUAAGUGUACUUGUGAUAUUAAA
Molecule: messenger RNA, 893 nt
Organism: Spodoptera exigua (beet armyworm)
Lineage: Eukaryota; Metazoa; Arthropoda; Insecta; Lepidoptera; Noctuidae
Source: the annotation of a GenBank genome assembly